Archocentrus centrarchus (flier cichlid) is the source of this 4339-nucleotide messenger RNA. Its product is annotated as dipeptidyl aminopeptidase-like protein 6. Gene Ontology annotation, molecular function: potassium channel regulator activity; serine-type peptidase activity. Gene Ontology annotation, biological process: regulation of potassium ion transmembrane transport; proteolysis. The transcript is spliced from 26 exons. Gene Ontology annotation, cellular component: voltage-gated potassium channel complex; plasma membrane. Bases 149 to 2584 code for a protein of 811 amino acids. The record is from RefSeq and is a predicted model, not a curated record. NCBI's taxonomy places the organism in Eukaryota, Metazoa, Chordata, Actinopteri, Cichliformes, Cichlidae.
UGAAAACACCGUUUUCCUUUCUUCUCUUUUUUUUUUUCUUUUUGCCUCCUGGUUCUCUGCUGCACCGGUGUGCGUGCAUUUCUGUAUUUGCAUUUUUUUUUCCUCCUCCUGCCGGAGAAACAACAGUUUCUCUCAGCUUUAGGGAAUCAUGACCACUGCAAAGGAAGGCAGUGCACCGUCGAAAGCGGCUCAACAGCAAGAUCAGGAGCUGGUGGGCAGUAACCCUCCGCAGAGGAACUGGAAGGGAAUAGCGAUCGCCCUUCUUGUCAUUCUGGUCAUCUGCUCGCUGAUCGUCACCUCCGUCAUCCUGUUGACACCAGGUGAGGAUGACCGUCUGGCUCUGAAGGGCAAGGUCUCAGUUGGAGAGCUCUUUAGGAGGGACUUCAAGGUUCAUGACCCAAACGCCAAGUGGAUAAGCAGUAAUGAGCUGUUGUACCGUAAUCGGGACGGCGAUGUCGUCAAGUUCAACGUUGACACCAACGACCAAACCAUCUUGGUGCAUAACAAGAAAUUCGAAAUGUACAAAGCCAGCAAGUACGAGGUGUCUCCUGACAUGAAGCAUGUGAUGCUGGCCUACAAUGUUGCACCGGUGUAUCAAUAUUCCUACACAGCCUUCUACAUCAUCUGCAGUCUGGAAACGCCGGAGACUUGGAACCUGAACCCUCCAGAGGUGCGAAACGCUCAGCUUCAGUAUGCAGGCUGGGGGCCGCAGGAUCAACAACUGAUCUUCAUUUUUGAGAACAACAUCUACUAUCGGUCUAAGGUGGAGAGCCGCUCUAUUCGUCUGGUAUCUACUGGGAAAGAAGGUGUCAUCUUCAAUGGGCUCAGUGACUGGUUAUAUGAGGAGGAGAUUUUCCAGUCCCAUAUUGCCCAUUGGUGGUCUCCAGAUGGUGCCAGGUUAGCAUACGCCACCAUCAAUGACACUCUGGUGCCCAGGAUGGAGCUUCCGAUGUUUACAGGAUCACCCUACCCAAUAGGGAAAGAGUACCAUUACCCUAAGGCUGGAGAGGAAAAUCCAGUCAUCACUCUUUAUGUUGUGAACCUUAAUGGCCCUCCGUAUACCAUCGAGAUGAGGAGGCCUGAUGAUCCCAGGAUAGGUGAGUACUAUGUGACCAUGGUGAAAUGGGCCACCACCACCAAACUAGCCAUUAAUUGGCUGAACAGAGCACAGAACAUCUCUAUCCUCACACUGUGUGAGGCUACAACCGGAGUCUGCACUAAGAAACACGAGGAUGAAAGUGAAGGGUGGCUUCACAGGCAGAAUGAGAAGCCUCUCUUUUCCAAAGAUGGUCUGAAGCUGUUUUUCACACGUGCCAUUCCUCAAGGAGGCAGGGGCAAAUUCUUUCACAUCUCCAUGUCCAUCUCCCAGCCCAACACUAGUACAGACACGCUGCAGUCCAUCACGUCUGGAGACUGGGAUGUCACUCAAGUUCUGGCCUACAACGAGGAGAGCCAACUGAUAUACUUCUUGAGCACUGAAGAUGGUCCAAAGCGAAGGCAUCUGUACAGCGCGGACACAUUCGGUUCAUUCAACCGUCGCUGCCUGACGUGCGCCUUGUCCGACAGCUGUGGAUACAUCAGUGGCUCCUUCAGCCUCAACAUGAGCUACUUUCUGCUCAACUGCCAAGGGCCGGACAUCCCGUUUGUGGCUGUUUACAAGACACAGAGAGACACAGAAAGUGAGACACAAGACAGAGAAAGUAUUGCAGAAGUCUAUAAACUGGAGAGCAAUGAGAACGUGAGGGAGGCCUUGGACUCCAUGCAGAUGCCCACAGUAGAGUACAAGGAGAUCAACAUGGAAGACUACACCUUGUCAAUGCAGAUCCUGAAACCAGCCGGCUUUGUGGAAACAUCACACUACCCGCUGCUCCUGCUUGUCGAUGGGACACCUGGUGGCCAGAUGGUUACGGAGCAGUUUCACUUAGAUUGGGCCACGGUGCUGGUGAGCAGCUUUGGUGCCAUCGUGCUGCGUUGUGACGGGCGAGGCAGCGGCUUCCAGGGCACCAACCUGCUGCACCGGAUCCAGAAGAAACUGGGCGUGUUUGAGGAGCAGGAUCAGAAAGAUGCUCUCAAUUUUAUGCUAAAGGAGCCCUAUGUUGACAAAAACAGAGUUGGAGCAUUUGGAAAGGUAUACGGAGGCUAUGUGACCAGCCUGUUGGUCAGCGGUGAGGAAUCUCCUGUAAAAUGUGGCGCUGUCCUCUCACCCAUCACUGAUUUUGAAUUGUAUGCUUCUGCAUUUUCUGAGAGAUACCUCGGACUGCCCAAACCUGACACAAGGGCAUACACAAUGGCAAAUUUAGCACACAGAGCAUCUCAAUUCAUGGAUAAGAAGUUUCUGAUUAUCCAUCCUACUGCUGACGAAAAAGUCCACUUUCAACAUACAGCAAAAUUCAUCGCCCAGCUCAUCAGUGAAAAGGCCAACUACACCCUACAGAUCUACCCAGACGAGGGUCACUUCAUCCACAGUGAAGCAACGAGGCAGCACCUCAGUCAGUCCCUGGUGAACUUCUUUGAGGAGUGCUUCAGGCUACCAGAAAGAUUGUUUGAGGAGGCUCUGGAAGAAGAGGUUGAAGACGAGGGUUAGACUGGCCUCGUAGGGCCCCUCCUGCGCCCCAAAUCUUCCCCACCCAUCUGGUCAUCUACCUACCUCCAUUCCGUCCCUGGUGUCCACAGUAUGCAACUCUCAUUUGUCCUUGGUUCAUCGUUUUCCUCGCUGUGUCCACGCGCUGCACCUGAGACUGCCUUUUCCAGCAGACGACGGAUUUGCUCCUCCACCUGUCCUCCCUCCCUUCCCAUCUGACCUGAGUUGGAAUCCAAAAGGCUCCUGGGAGCCAGUAAAGACUGAUGUCCUGACAUGAAGUUUGGGAAAAUACUGACAGGAAGCAGUCUCCUCCACCACAGGGAAGGACCAGCCCCUCAAAAGCAGUGGCGAGAAAGCAUCAGCUCUCACACAGACUUAAAGCUGUGAGGAGAAGGAACACUUUAUAGCACAUAACUUGUGGGCUUGUAUAUUAAUGAAAAUCAGACCCCUGGUGAAAAACGCUACCUGGCAUUGUUCAUAAUGGGUGUCUGGAAUAGUGCGGAUACAGGAAAUGUUACUAUUUUUAAAGUUGUGAAGAACUUUUCAUGUUGGACUGUGAUUGUGUCUGUUGUUCUUACAGUAUGUAAAAUAGCACACGAGCAUUCAUUCGGCUAUAACAUGUUUUUCUUUUGUUACUCACAUUUGCCCUGAUGUUGGUUUUAUCUUGUAAUUUGAUUUUAUGUAUUUCAGUGAUGCUGACAGAAUUCCCCGUUUUGAAAAGGAAGGAAAAAAUAGCUUUUCUUAUUCAUUAAUCUGACACAGUUUUAUUCAAAUGUUGGAAAAAACAAAAGCAUUAACUUGUUUUAGUCACUGUGCCUUACUUUGUCAGAAAACAUCCAGCUGUAGGAUUGCAUUUAUAGAGUGGAUUUUUGGAGAAUAGUUUUUGGAAAGAUUGGUACCAUUUCUCACUGUUAAAUAUGAAGCUACAAGAAGCUGUUUAGCUGAGCCUAGCACAAAGACUGGGAGCUGUGGGAAACAGCUAUCCUGGAUAGCCACCUCUAUGUAGGUUAUCUAUGAUGUGUUCUAUGAGAGGUUAUGGCAAACUGGGCUAUAUCUUGGCCAGGAGCAAGGACUUCCUGGAGUCACCAGAGAUGCUGGCAAUAAAUUAAUCUGGAAACCUUUUGACAGAAACAGGUUAGCUGGUUCUAUUCUUCUGCUUCAAAUCUUUAUGCUAUACUAACAAACUGGCUGUAAGUUCAUGUUUACCGGGUAUGUGAGUAGUAUCAGUCUUUUUCAUAACACUAAUAAUAAGUAAUCCCUUCAGUGUCUUGGGACUAAUAAAACAAUAUUUUCUACUAAUAGCUCAAAAUAGAGUAAUUUGCAGCAAAUUAAUUUUUUUUUUUUUAAACUGACAAAUCAUCUCACAAAAUAUACCCACUCACAGUACGACAAAGCUAAAAUGUACAGAAUCUGCAUGCACAAUUGCUUAUAAGUAUGAGAAUGGUAGGUGAAGAAAAGUGCAAUAGUGAACGUAAAAAGUUCUCAGAGUGUAAAUUAGCAAAUACACUGAACGAAAGUGUCACAAGAAGCCUAAGGGACCCUGUCUCCUGAACUUUGUAUAAUGGGGAAAAAAAUCAUCUCGAGGCACAACUUUAAUUUAACAUCUUUUAUUUGUUUUUGUUCGUUUUUUGAAUGGCCACUUGUGUUAUGCUUCGAUGCAUGUUAUGAGGUAAUUUGCAGCACUAUCCCUGAUAGCUCAGUUCGACAUGGUAAUUUUUGACAUCUUGAAUGUUCCUUACUGGAUUGCAUAAAUUACAU